Molecule: messenger RNA, 1206 nt
Organism: Panicum virgatum (switchgrass)
Lineage: Eukaryota; Viridiplantae; Streptophyta; Magnoliopsida; Poales; Poaceae
Product: fasciclin-like arabinogalactan protein 1
Exons: 1
Coding region: 131-925 (264 amino acids)
Source: RefSeq, a predicted model, not a curated record
UCACAGUGUCACACACACCCACUCUCACUGUGCCACUCAUCACUACGCUGCCGGUCUGCUAGGGUGUCGGCUGCUGCCGCCACUCGCCCCACUCACCCCCACGCGCACGCUCCCCACCCUGCUCGCCACAAUGCGCCGCCGCCGCCGCGGCGUUCGUGCUCGCCCUCCUCCCCCUGGCCGCCGCCAAGGCGGCCCCGGCCGCGGCGAAGGCGAAGGCGCCCGCGGCACCCCCGGCGCCGCCCAACAUCACGGCGCUCAUGUCCAAGGGCGGGUAAGGGCGUUCGCGUCGCUGCUGGCGGCGUCCCCCGACGCGCUGUCCGCGUUCCGGUCGGCCGUGGAGGGCGGCGUGACGGCCUUCGGCCCCACCGACGCCGCCCUCCGGCCGUUCAUGCCGAGCUACCGGAACCUGAGCGCCGACGGCCGGGCGUCGCUGCUGCUGUUCCACGCGGUGCCCGUGUAUUACACGGUGCGGGGGCUCAAGUCCAGCAACGGGCCCAUGAACACGCUCGCCACCGACGGCUCCUCCCGGGACUACAACUUCACGGUGCAGAACGUGGGCGACCAGGUGAGCAUCCGCACGGCGGCCUCCGGCGGCGCCGCCGCCGCGCGGGUCCGGGGCACGGUCUACGACCGGGACCCCGUCGCCAUCUACGCCUUGGACGCGGUGCUGGAGCCCGUGGAGCUGUUCGACCCCGCCGAGGCCCCCGCGCCGGCGCCCGCCCCCGCGGCCGACGCGCCCAGGGCGUCCGGCAAGAGGGCGCGCCACCGCCAGCGGCACGUGGCGGACGCGCCGGGCCCGGCCGCCGAUGACGACGCGGCGCCCGCCGACCAGAGGAAGAACGCCAAGAAGAACGCGGCGCCCGGCGCCCCGCGCCCGCGGUGGCUCGCCGCUGUGGCCGCGGCCGCGGCCGCCGCCUUGGUUUAGGGGAUUAAGCAGGUGAAUCCUCUUCCUCGAGGCGGAUCUGCUGGCGUUUGUCUGUUGGUGCGUGACCCGUGGGAUUUGGUGCCUCUCUUUGGACGGAAACGCCAUGUUUUCUUCUUCUUUGAGCUCCUCUUUCUCUUUACUCCAUUGCUGUUUGUUAGUAGUAUGAAAAAGAUUGAUUUGGUCCGCGUCACAUGUUCUGGAUUCGAAUCACGGAGCUCUAAUCCAAUAGCUAAUGUACGUUUCCGGCGGAUGGAUGAGAUGAUGAGAUGCACAUUUGCUUA